UGGUCCAGACGUCAAUACUGAGUCUGUGCAACAAUAACAAUAACAGUCCUUCCGCGGACAACUGUGAUGUGGAUUCCCAGUUUGAAGGCACCCGCCGCGAAUGUCGGCCACGAACCGAAGCUGGCCAUAACAGAGCUGUUGAUCGGCCACGCUGGCCAAUUGACUCGUUUUACUUAUCUCGUUAUCCAGUCCAGUCUUUUCCGACUUUGCGCGCUGUUUGGAGCCACUGUGACAUAGAAACAGUAACUGUUGAUAUGAAUGCUGCGCUGACACAAUGAAAAUCACGCAGCCCGUCGCCUGUAGCCACUGAACUGGGGAAGCUGACGGAACGUGAACAGUUUGCGGAGUUUGUGAGGCAGCUUCAAGCACGCUAUGUCCAGCAGCGGGAAGCAGCUGUUCAAGCUAUCUGUUCCCGUAGACGUCAGGCAUCGUGCCUUCCUGAUAGGGCACAAGGGCAAGCGGAUCAACAAGCUGCGCGAGGAGUGCAACAAUGUUCUCAUCAUCAUCCCAAAGCCGGACAAGCCCAGCGAAGCAGUCGAGAUCGCUGGUGCAGAGAAAGAUGUGAAGAAGGCGGCAAGCAAGAUCAAGGCCGUGUGUAAGGCCGUGAGUGACAGUGAGGUGACGACGACAGUGCCGUUGCCCGAUGAGACGCAGGAUGACCUACUGGCGCCGGAGAGCGCUCUGUUCCAGCAGCUUUGCCAUGAGUACUGCUGUCGCGUGGAAGUGAGCAAGAGCAGGGAUGCUGUUCAACUGGCUGGGACAAGUGAGAACGUAGCAAAGGCCAAGGCAGCCAUCGACUAUGCCCUUGGCGGUGUCAAUACAUCCAGUCUGGAGGAGGCGCCAUCUCAACCAACCACUUCGGAACCACAGGACUGUAGCGUGGAGACGUUCUCGAUAUGCAAGCAGUUGACUGUCGCGCUGUACGGAUACAAUCGCAAACUGCUUCGCUUCAUCAGCUCAGAGUGUGAACACAUCAAGAUCUCAAUAAAUGCUACAAAUGAGGUCAGCCUUUCGGGCUCAGUGGACGGAAUCGCGUACGCCAAGGACCAGUUGCAGAAGCUGAACGAGGACUUGGACAGCAUCACCAGUGUGCAGACCAUAGCAGUCAAAGCGCCGUGCCACAAGUUCCUCUUGAGUUCGUACGGCGUGCACAGCAAGCUGCAGCGGCAGAAGCUCGGUGUGCGCAUCAUCCUGCCGGACAGCACCGAUACAAACCGCGACCUCAUCUACAUCUUUGGCAGGAAGAAGGAUGCACAGGACGUGAAGAAGCUGGUGGAGGACGUGGCCGUGAAGCUGUCCAAGCAUUACCGUCAGAGCAUUCCUGUGCCAGCGGAGUACACCAACCGGUUCACGGAAAUGCGGGGCAAGGUGCUGAAACAAGUCACCACCGACAUCGGCUGCGGUGUACAUCUGCACCUGGAAGGUGGCCAGAGCGCGGAGCACCUUUCCCUGCGCAACAUCGUCUUCAGCGGUCCAACCGUGUGCUUCCGUGCUGCAGAGGAGAAGAUCAGCGACUUGGUCGGACAAUAUGACUCCUUCCGAACUCAAGUAUGCAAGGUACCAUUUGAGCUGUUUGACUCUGUGAAAGGUCCCAAUGAUGCGUACAUACAACAGCUGAUGGAGGAUUACGAUGUCAAGAUUGUCUUUCCUCCGCCACAGCCACUGAGGAGAAAACGCCGUCUCAUGGAUCACGUGGGAGAUGUGAAAGUUUCUGGCCAGGUGGGGGAUGUGGAGAGGGCCUGUGAUGAAUUAAUGGCUGCUGUUCCGGUAUGCCGGGAGGUACGCGUACCCUUGGAGUAUUAUUCCUUCUUUGCUGGACACAAGUCGUCCUACCUUGACCAGCUGAAGGAGGAGUUCCAGGUUGUGAUCAAGGUCAAGCCGGCAGAAGAACUCUAUGGAAUUAUUGUUGUGAUUGGCCCAGAAGAUGAUGUCAUUAGCUGUUGCCAGUACAUUGAACAGCAGGUCGGUCUGCUCGCUCAGGAACAGAAUCAUAGAGAGAAGCUACGGUUUAGCAUGACCAUCGACGUGGACAUUCAGUACCAGAAGAAACUCAUAGGCAAGAAGGGAUCGCGGUUACGGCAGAUCUGCAGCAAGUUCCACAUUGACAUCACCAUGCCGCCGAAAGGAGACGACACGUCCACCACCGUUCUGCUGCAGGGCUACGAGGAGAGGUGUCGCAAUGCCGCCGCAGAGAUUGAACGAAUCUUGGAAGACAUGGAGGAUCGCACUACUGCUCUGGUGGAUACGAUCCCUGGAGAGUUCCACCGCAAGCUCAUCGGCCAUCAGGGCCGCAACAUCCGUUCCAUCAGCGACAAGUUCCGUGUGGACAUCAAGGUUCCGAAGAGCAACACAGACGGUCCGAUCACAAUCACAGGCAGGUCACAGGGUGUGAAGAAGUGUGCAGAGCACAUUCAGAGUCUCGCCGAACAGCACGAAAAGGCUGCGGAAGAAGAUCAGGACACUAAGGAGCUGAUGAAACUGUACAUGUACAAGAAACCUGCACCGUCCAUCUCCGACAUCUUUGAGCUAGACUCUCCCAAGACGGAACCAGGACUAAAACGAAAGGAAUCACCAUCCACUUCCAGCAGCAGCAGCAGCAGCACGAGCAAUGGCAGUGGCAGCAGCAAGACUGUUGGUGUUCGCAUUGAUGGUGGAAGCAGCGGCAGCGGCACCAGUGGAUUUGUUGUUAGCGAUGCGCCCUGGAGUCCAAAGGCCUGUGGCGAGGCGAGUACGAACGACAAGAACUCACCAACGACACCGACAUGGCCACAUCGUCAGGGAGAAACUAGCCGGGCAUAGCAGCAGCCAAUAGGCAAUGGUGAUAUUGGACAGUACACCAGUAUUGAGCAGAUUUCUAUAACAGUAUACUUUAACAUUACUUAUGACCUAGCAAAUUAACAAACUUAGAAGUUGCGACUUCAUCACUAACAGAUUAAUUACGAACGUAAACUGAUAGCGACAUUGAACACUGAGUUCGCGUAGUAGGGUACUGUUUGAGAACAGCUCAGACAACA
Sycon ciliatum is the source of this 3014-nucleotide messenger RNA. RefSeq names its product vigilin-like. Gene Ontology annotation, cellular component: cytoplasm; nucleus. Bases 373 to 2799 code for a protein of 808 amino acids. Gene Ontology annotation, biological process: regulation of gene expression. The transcript is spliced from 12 exons. Lineage: Eukaryota; Metazoa; Porifera; Calcarea; Leucosolenida; Sycettidae. Gene Ontology annotation, molecular function: mRNA binding. The record is from RefSeq and is a predicted model, not a curated record.